Pomacea canaliculata is the source of this 3858-nucleotide messenger RNA. Its product is annotated as myotubularin-related protein 9-like. Bases 328 to 2019 code for a protein of 563 amino acids. The transcript is spliced from 15 exons. The record is from RefSeq and is a predicted model, not a curated record. Gene Ontology annotation, biological process: negative regulation of autophagy. NCBI's taxonomy places the organism in Eukaryota, Metazoa, Mollusca, Gastropoda, Architaenioglossa, Ampullariidae.
GGCCCUCCCCAUCACGUUAUGUUGAUGUGAUUGGUAAUUGUGGGUUUUAUUUUUUUUAAAACCCAUUUUAAAGUAAUGCCACAUGAUAAUGCCGAGCUGCAUUAUAGCGUCCAUGUUGUAUUUACUAAUUUAAGUUAAAAGGAGCAGAAGAAAUCUACAUAAAAUACAGAGCAGGGAUAUCUGAAAAUUCCAAGCUCACCAGCCUAUGCCAGCUGUAAGAGUUGUGACAGUGGACUCAUUAAUCUUUCUACUAUACGUGAAAGUACCAAGUUCAGGAGAGAGGAGCAUACUGCAGUGGGAAGAAUAUCUGACUCAUCAGAUAACAAAAUGGAGUUUUCCGAGUUCAUAAAGACACCAAAGGUGGAUGGUGUGACCUUACGACGACCCUUUUGCAGCCCACUUGAGGGGACCCUGUGUGUCACAGGGCACCAUCUUCUUCUGUCCUCACGGAAAGAUGACAAUGAGAUCUGGCUUUUGCAUAGCCGAGUGGACAGUGUGGAAAAGCGGCUGAACGCAACUGGCAAUGUGCUAACCCUCAAGUGCAAAGACUUUGUAUUGCUGCAACUGGAUAUUCCAUCUGCUGAGGAUUGCAUUAAUGUUGCGAGCUCCAUCGAACAGCUGUCUAAUAUAGAUGACAUAACUCUAAAAUUUCCAUUUUUCUUCCGGCCAACAUUUGAGGUUCUGGAGAAUGGAUGGGGUGCUUUCCAGCCAGAAAUGGAGUUCAAUCGGUUUAAAGAAAUAUCGGAAGACUGGCGCCUUAGCUAUGUUAACAAAGAUUUUUCUGUGUGCUCAACUUACCCUCAUGCAGUAAUUGUACCUAAGAGCAUUGAUGAUGAGACUCUUAUUAAGGCAGCGGCCUUUCGCAUGGGUGGGCGAUUUCCUGUCUUCAGCUACUUUCACAAGGACAGCAAGGCAGUGCUUAUGCGAAGCAGUCAGCCAUUAGCAGGCACCUCAGGACGCCGAUGCAAAGAAGAUGAAAAACUUGUAAAUUCCAUUCUGGGCAAUGGUCGGCGGGGAUACAUCUUGGACACACGUGCUCAGAAUGUGGCAAAGGUAGCUCAGAGCAAAGGAGGAGGAUAUGAACUGGAGUCUAACUACCCCCAGUGGUGGCGCAUACACCAACCCAUCGAAAGACGUCAGGCUUUCCAUGAUUCACUGAUAAAGAUGAUUGAGGCUAGCAGUGAUAGCAAUUCAAACAUGGACAAGUGGCUUUCCAAGCUGGAUUCUAGUGCCUGGAUGACUCAUAUCAAAGACAUUUUGACUACAGCAUGUGUUGUUGCACAGACAAUGGACAAACAAGGUACUCAUGUCUUGGUUCAUGGUGCUGAGGGAAUGGACACAACUUUGCUGGUGACUUCUUUGGCUCAACUUAUUCUGGAUAAGGACUGCCGUACUGUCAAUGGAUUUGAAGCCCUCAUAGAACGUGAGUGGAUUCAGGCAGGGCAUCCCUUUCGACAUCGCUGUGCAAAGUCUGCAUAUGCCAUUAGCAAACAGCGGCAUGAGUCACCUGUUUUCCUUCUCUUUGUUGACUGCGUGUGGCAGAUCUGGAGCCAGUUUCCAUGUUCAUUUGAAUUCAAUGAGGAUUUUCUGAUCAUGCUGGUUCAACAUGCCUAUUACUCACAGUUUGGCACAUUCCUUUGCAACAAUGAAGCUGAAAGGCACCAGCACAAACUCAAGCAGAGGACUGUCUCCCUCUGGUCAUACCUAAAUCGGCCAGAGAUAAUCAAAGACUAUUUGAACCCAAUGUAUGAACCAAACCCUGCCGUUAUAUGGCCUUCUGUGGCCCCUCAAAGUCUAUCUCUAUGGAAUGGCCUGUACCUGAGAACUUACAUUGAUCAAACACCAGUGCAGGAAGCCUGGGAAGAGAUGAAACGGAUACGUGAACAUGACAAGGAGGUUACAUCCAAAGCCAUCAGACUGCGAAGACAGCUUGAAGCACUCAAGCGAGAAGCACUUGCUGCUGGAGUGAUUUUGCCAUCUGCUCUCACUGAUGGUGUUGAGAGUCUUCAGCUGAAGUGAUCUUACUGUGUCUGUAAAAGUCAAAGAUUCAACAAGUUCAACAAGGAGUCUUACGCAGACUAUUCCUUAUACUGUUGUGUAUUAUGGCUCACUAAAAGAUAAGCACCAAAUGACUUUCUUUUUUUUUUUUUUAACGAGCUCUUAUGUUGUCUUGGGAGGGUUCUGGGAACGGUCAAGAAUAUGGGAGAAGCUGGUUUGUGUAUUCUGAAAUGCAUAUGCACUAGUCAGACCUCUCAAAACUAUUAGCUGUUUCAGCCUGUGCAUGUGUUCUUUGUGUUGUAAAAUGUGGAGAUAUCCUCUUUUUAACAGUGUAUCAUGCACAUUUUCAAAGGAUUAGUGGGGGAUCCCAAUAAAACAAAAUGAAUACAAGUAUUAAGCUAAACCAUUCUGCUUCAUAGUCCACCUAAGAUGUAAUUAAAAGUAAUUUUUACUUUGCACUGCGUAUGGUGCAGUUUUGAAAAUUCCUCCUUUUCAAUGUGAGCUCAAAAAUGUCAUUCCAAGUUGUGCCACAGAGUUUACUGCAUGAUAUUAUGUUGGCAGGUGCACACUGAAAGCGAGCUCAGUAUUUAUUUGGCAGAUGUUGCUUUGUGACUAUAAACUGCUUCAGGGUCAUGUCUUUUUUUUUUUCAUGUAUAUGGGAUGUGUGCGUGUGUACAUUACAUAAAAAAAAGAAUGAAAGCUUUACUGAGACUUUGCAAAGGUGAUGCAGAGGCUGUAAUAUUCACUGUUAUUUGUCUGCAGUACUUGCAGAAGGUGUACAGAUUGUUGAUAUCGCUAAUAUUAGAGGGAACUGUCAUAAGAUAUAAAAACUUUGAAAACAAAAAAAAAACAGCUUACAAAAAUGCGGUUCUUCUAUUCCAAUUUGAAGGCUACUACUUUUUAUUCAGAAAACAAUGAGGCAAGCAGGGAAAGAGCAGAUAAGCAGUGCACAAACUUCCGAUGUCAGAGAUGGGCAGUUUGCUUACUGCUGUCACUUAAAAGAUGUCUUCUCUUGGGGAAAAAAAAGCCACAAUUGUGAAUAUGCUGGAUCUUUCCUUGCAUGCACGACUGGAAAUGUAUGUGGUGGGGAGUUGUUUUCAAUUUGUGACAAGCACUUCAAAUUUUCCUUUUUGAAAUUGGCUUAUAAUGUUUAUUGCAUUUAUGUACAAUCUUAACUCUGUGACCAAAAUGCAUUGUUGGGUGAGGUCAGUGAUAUAAAGUAGUAUGACCUGGGAUAACUUUUAGAGGCAAAUCCAGUGUGUGGUGGAGAGGUGAGACAACUAUGAGACAAUAUAAUAAAAUAAUUUUAGAUCUCUAGUGGUCACCCUUAGCAUCCUAGAAAAAAAAUACUGAUUAAUGUAGCAAUUAAAUGAAAAGAUUUCAUUAGAGGAACAACGAAUCUCAUCGCCAUAUUCAGCUAACUAGGGCACAGAAAUCUACAAAAGAAAUGGAUUUUUUGUCAUUCUGUCAUUUUUCAUGCAGAAGUAAGGAGUCCAUAAAUUUUUAGUAUACAGUGUAUUGAUGAAGGUAUGUAAAGCAUUAAAGAUCUAGACAGAUAGCUCAAUUUUUAAAACUAAAAUUGCUCAUAGAUAAUGAAGUGUGAAACUUAAUGUUCAAUUAUUUUGGUUUUGAGAAGUUUUUUUCUUUUUUCCAACAUUUAUAUCCUUUCUGUGAUACAAAAAAAAUCUUCCCACCAGUAUCAAACUAAUGUGGGUUAAUAAAAGGAAAAAGGGAUACAUAUGCACUGAAAGUACCUGUUUGCCCUAGCACCAGACUUGUUGCACGUAACGUAUUUGUGACUUGUACUGUAAUAAAAGGCUCUGUUCCAGUCUUAACAGUUGUCAUAAAUUGUCGUUUUAU